This is a messenger RNA of Candidozyma haemuli, 570 nucleotides long. RefSeq lists its product as uncharacterized. NCBI's taxonomy places the organism in Eukaryota, Fungi, Ascomycota, Pichiomycetes, Serinales, Metschnikowiaceae. Bases 1 to 570 code for a protein of 189 amino acids. The transcript is spliced from 3 exons. The record is from RefSeq and is a predicted model, not a curated record. Gene Ontology annotation, cellular component: prospore membrane; ascospore wall; lipid droplet.
AUGAUUCUUGUCAAUUGGAUCCUUUCAUUGUACGAAAUACUCUGGCAAUUCUGCACGGAGCCGGCAUUUGCCGUCACUUCAGGAACCUACGUCUAUCCAUUUCAAGGCAUCAUCUAUUUCUUCAACAACUCAGAUAUCUGGCCGUUUUACGGCGCCAUCAUUAUCCCACAGUUCUUGUUCAUGUUGGCGGUAUACGCCGUCAUGUACGUUGCAGUGUAUCCGCUUUAUGCUCUUCUUUCUUUCGUGGCUUUCGGGCCAUUUGGAGUGGUGAGUGCAUUCUUCACGGUUUUGCAGUACUCCAACAUGAUUCUGAAUUUCUUGAUCUCAGUGGUGCUUAUGCCGGGCGCUAGGGAUGUGGUAUUCGACGCCGUGUUGAGCAGAGAAGGCCAAGACUAUGUGGUUUUCCAGGAGAAGCUUCGUCGGAAGCAUAAGAAACUGUGGAAAGUGAAAAUCACCACGGUCAAAACCUUCCUUUUUUGCAAACUUCCAGAAAUCAUUCUUCUCGAGCUAUUGAUCCUUUUGGUCGGUAUCAUCCCAGUCAUUGUCUCCAUGGGAGAUACUACAAGUUGA